Molecule: messenger RNA, 4320 nt
Organism: Zootoca vivipara (common lizard)
Lineage: Eukaryota; Metazoa; Chordata; Lepidosauria; Squamata; Lacertidae
Biological process (GO): regulation of transcription by RNA polymerase II
Molecular function (GO): DNA-binding transcription factor activity, RNA polymerase II-specific; RNA polymerase II cis-regulatory region sequence-specific DNA binding
Source: RefSeq, a predicted model, not a curated record
UCCUUUGCCCCAAUGAGCUGCUGGCCCCUUUGGGGAGGGUCUUUGGGUCGGGGGCGGGGAAGGCAUGCUAACCCCAAACCCCAAAUUCAGAUUUCCAUUUAUUAACUGAAGCCAAAAUGAGAGCUUGCUUGGCCUCAGUCAGAAAUGCGGGAAGAUUUAGGACAGGCGGGAGGAGUUAGAAUAAUAGAAUCAUAGAAUCCUAGAGUUGGAAGAGACCCCAAGGGCCAUCCAGUCCAACCCCCUGCCAAGCAGGAAACACCACCAAAGCAUUCUUGACAUAUGCUUGUAAAGCCUCUGCUUAAAGACCUCCAAAGAAGGAGACUCCACCACACUCCUUGGCAGCUAAUUCCACUGCCGAACAGCUCUUACUGUCAGGAAGUUCUUCCUAAUGUUUAGGUGGAAUCUUCUUUCUUGAAGUUUGAAUCCAUUGCUCCGUGGGGGGGGGGGCUCCUCUGCUCUGCCUCCCCGUCGGAGGCUGCAAGGCUUCAGAGUCCCACUUGCUGCAGGUGGAGAGAGGGGCUCUUGCGCGCCAGUCCUGCUGGUGGGCUUCCCUUAAGGAGCCCCUGGUUGGCCCCUGUGGGAAAAGGAGGCUGGACUCAAGGGGGGCCCUUUGGCCUGAUCCUGCAUGGUUCCUCUUUCCGAUGCUGAGCUCCUCCACAUGCAAGUGGGCCCUCCGUUCUCCUUCCAUCAGAAGCAAAGAUUUCCCCACCCCCAACAGCCCAUCAACCAGGCAGGACUUCUGUCCAGACUCCUGGCUGACACAGUAUUUGCUAGCACCUCUAAUUUGGACAGACAGAACUUGGCAGAAUAUCAAGAGGUUCAUUCUGAUCUCUUGGAGUCUUCCUGAGAGCACAGAUGGAUGAGCAAGACUCAGCUGGCCCUGAAGGAGGAAGAGGCCAUGCCGUCAGAACUGGGAGCAGUGGGGGAUUCUGGGGAAAUGCUGUGCAGAAGAUCCUGGGUGAGGAGGACACUCUCCGCUCCGAGGUGCAGAGCCAGCAGUUCCGGCAGUUCUGCUUUCAGGAGGCCAAAGGACCUCGAGAGGUUUGCAGCCGACUCUACAACCUUUACCAUCGAUGGCUGAAGCCAGAAAGACACAUGAAAGCUGAGAUGCUGGACCUGGUGAUCUUGGAGCAGUUCCUGGCUGUCCUUCCCCCAGAGAUGGAGAGCUGGGUGAGGGAAUGCGGAGCAGAGACCAGUUCCCAGGCAGUGGCCCUGGCCGAAGGUUUCCUCCUGAGUCAGGCAGAGGAGAGGAAGCAGGCAGAGAGAAAGCAGAGACAGGAUCUGUUUGCAGAAAUGGGCCCAGAUUCCUCUGAGACAGAAAGGACUCCGUUGGGCACCAGAGAGAGGCUGCUGGGUGACCGGAUGAUGCCAGCUAGACCUCCUCUUCCAUCUAUUCCUGGUGGUGAAGGAGAAGCAACGGCUGUGGAACCAGAUCAGGGCCCAGUGUGCUUUGAAGAUGUCGCUGUUCAUUUCACAUAUGAGGAGUGGGCAUUGCUGGAUCCUGACCAAAGAGCUCUGCAUAAGGAAGUCAUGGCAGAGAAUCUUGGGAUCAUGGCCUCUCUCAGUGGUGAUGAACUGGGAAGUAAGAACAAAGGAGAACAGGGCAAAAUCCACACAGUGGAAAAGCCAUCUAAAUAUUUGAAGUGUGGAGAGCAUUUCAGACAGAGAUUGCAUUCCACUUCCCAUCAGAUAAAUCCCAUUAGGAAGAAACCAUAUCAGUGUUCGGAAUGUGGAAAGAACUUCAAGUGGAAAGAUAGUCUCAUUUCCCAUCAAAGAAUUCACAGUGGGGAGAAACUAUAUCAGUGCUUGGAAUGUGGAAAGAACUUCAUUCGCACCUCUCAUCUCACUGCCCACCAAAGAACUCACAGUGGGGAGAAACCCUACCAGUGCUUGCAAUGUGGAAAGAGUUUCAGCCAAAGGGCCAAUCUCUCUUGCCAUGAAAGAAUUCAUACCGGGGAGAAGCCCUACCAGUGCUUGGAAUGUGGAAAGAGCUUCAACCAGAGAGCUAAUCUCACUUCCCAUCAAAGAAUGCAUACCGGGGAGAAACCAUAUCAGUGCUUGGAAUGUGGAAAGAGCUUCAUUAAGAGGGCCAAUCUCUUUUCCCAUCAAAGAACUCACAGCGAUCAGAAACCGUAUCAGUGUUUUGAAUGUGGAAUGAGAUUCCGUAAAAACAUCCAUCUCAUGACCCAUCAAAGAAUUCAUACAGGGGAGAAACCAUAUCAGUGUUCAGAGUGUAGAAGGAGCUUCAGAAAGAGCUCCAAUCUCACGGCCCAUCAAAUAACCCAUACAGGGGAGAAACCACAUCAGUGCGUGGAAUGUGGGAAGAGCUUCUGUAGGGGGUCUAAUCUCAUGGCCCAUCAAAGAAUCCACACUGGGGAGAAACCAUAUCAGUGUUUGAAAUGUGGAAAGAGCUUCAGUUGGAAGAAAAGUCUCACUUCCCAUCAAGGAAUUCACAGUAAGGAGAAAAUAUAUCAGUGCUUGGAAUGUGGAAAGAGCUUUAAGAGAAGCAAAGCCUUCCACCAACACCAGAGAAUUCACCAUGGAGAAGAACACCAUCAAUGCCAAGAGUGUGGAAAGAGCUUCAGUCGGAAGGAAAGCUUCACGGCUCAUAAAAGAAGAAUUCAUUCAGUGGAAAAGCCCUACCAGUGCUUAGAAUGUAGAAAGAGAUUCAGUGAGAAAGUUCAUCUUACAGCUCAUCAGGUGAUUCAUGAAGGGGAGAAACCAUAUCACUGCUCAGAAUGUACCAGGAGCUUCAGAAAGAGCUCUAAUCUCAAGGCCCAUCAAAGGAUUCACACAGGGGAGAAACCCUAUCAGUGUGUGGAAUGUGGAAAGAGCUUCACCCGGAAGGAAAGUCUCACUUCCCAUCAAAGAACUCACAGCGGGGAGAAACCAUACCAGUGCUUGGAAUGUGGAAAGGGCUACGCUAAGAGGGCAAGUCUCACUUCCCAUCAAAGAAUCCACACGGGAGAGAAACCACACAAGUGCUUGGAAGGUGGAAAGAGCUUCAGUCACAACGCCCACCUCAGGGACCAUCAAACAACUCACAGCAGGGGGGAACCAUAGUAAUAACUGUGUACAAAUUUAAUUGUCGGAUGAUUUAAUGAGGAGGAUGAGGAUUACAGUAGUAGUAGUAGUAGUAGUAGUAGUGAUUUUAUUUGUACCCUACCCAUCUGAUUGGUUUGCUACAGCCUCUCUAGGCAGCUUCCAACAUAUAUAAAAACCAUAAUAAAACAUCAAAUAUUAAAAAGCUUCCAUAUACAGGGCUGUCUUCAGAUGUAUUCUGAAAGUGAUAAGAGUUUUUUUAUUUCCUUGACAUCUGAUGGGAGGGAGUUCCAAAGGGCAGGCGCCUCUACCGAGAAGGCCCUCUGCCUGGUUCCCUGUAACUUAGCUUCUCGUAGCGAGGGAACCGCCAGAAGGCCCUCGGAGCUGGACCUCAGUGUCCGGGCAGACCGAUGGGGGUGGAGACGCUCCUUCAGGUAUACCGGACCGAGGCUGUUUAGGGCUUUAAAGGUCAGCACCAACACUUGGAAUUGUGCUCGAAAACGUACUGGGAGCCAAUGUAGAGCUUUCAAGAUCGGUGUUAUGUGGUCCCAGUCACCAGUCUAGCUGCCGCAUUCUGGAUUAGUUGUAGUUUCCAGGUCACCUUCCAAGGUAGCCCCACCUAGAGCGCAUUGCAGUAGUCCAAGCGGGAGAUAACUAGAGCAUGCACCACUCUGGCGAGACAGUCUGCGGGAAGGUAGGGUCUCAUCCUGCGUACCAGGUGGAGCUGGUAGACAGCCGCCCUAGACACAGAAUUGACCUGCGCCUCCAUGGACAGCUGUGAGUCUGUCCUCCAAAAACAGAGGUCUUUUACUUUGGCAACAUAACAAAAAGGUUGACCCUGUUUCUCAAGACCACUUUCUGCCCAAUAUUUCUUUUUUGACAUUUAUUUCUGAUUUGUUUAUGACGCCAAAAUUGGAGUGUCAGGCUGAUGGGAACUGAGUCACAGAGGUUUAGUGGCCACUGGCAUUACCAAGGCUGAAUGCGGAAUGUUGCUGACUCCUUAAGACAUGAAGUGUGGUCAUAGAAUCAAACCACAGUAAAGUUGAAGGGGACUCGGGGACUGAUCUAGUCCAAUGCAGGAGUCUCAACUAAAGCGUCCAUGACAGAAUCAGGAUAAGCUCCAACUCCUGGUAAGGGAAGAGACAGUUUAAGGGGCUCAGACUUAAUGCUGUCAAGAGGAAUCUUCAUGGCCAUUGAUGGAAAUGUAAUAUUUAGAGUUAUAGUUACAGGUAGGUAGCUGUGUUGGUCUGCCGUAGUUGAAACAAAAUAGAAAAAUUC